Messenger RNA from Tinamus guttatus (white-throated tinamou), 1020 nucleotides. NCBI's taxonomy places the organism in Eukaryota, Metazoa, Chordata, Aves, Tinamiformes, Tinamidae. The record is from RefSeq and is a predicted model, not a curated record.
AUGUCAUUCUUCCCUUCUUUUAUUAGUGACAUCAAUCACCAGGAAGCUGACUGGGUUAGUAUCCACGAGAGAAUAUGCCAGCUGCUGAUUCCAAUCCAUGCAUCCUUACCUUUUGUCAGUUCUGAAAAAGAAAGAAAGCAUGGCAUGGAGCAACUGCUGAACAGGCAGAAAUACAUAAUGGACGUUGCGCAGAGCACGGCGCGGAGGUUUAUCCUGGCAGGAGAGCCGGGGAAGGCGAUCCCCGCGGGGCUGCAAGCGCUGCGCUUCAGCGUGCGCGUGCACGGUGCAAGCUCCGUGCACGUGGUGCCCGCUUAUCUCCUCCUGGCCGAGGCCUGCAUGGAUGCUGGCUACCUCACGCAGGCGACGACGUAUCUCUCCCAGGCUCAGUGGCUUGUCCUCAAAUCUCCAUCGUGCAGCCUCGCCGUCCAGCACAAACUGCACCAGGACCUGGGGCUCCUCCACGCCGCUAAAGGAGACCUCGAGCAGUCACUCCAUCACCUGGCCAACGACGUUUACCUCGCUACCUGCGCGUUCGGACCAGGCGCUCUUCAGACAGCGGGAGGUUAUUUCCAAAUGGCCCAAAUCUUCCUUCGCCAGAACAAAACGGACGUGGCCAACUCACUGUUUGCCGAGGUGACAGCCAUCUGGCAUGCCUUUCUCCUGAAGUCAGUCCAAACGCGGGAGCAGGUUCUUGAGGCGCAAGCAGAAGCAUCUCCGUUCGAUGAGGACGGGGACAUCAGCGAAGAGCCUCUGACUGAAGCCCAGCAAACCGAAGCAAUUCAAGCACUGAAUACAAUAUUAGAUUUCAGAGAAAAGGCACCAAAGCAACAGCCUGAUGAAACUGCCAAAGUUUUGCAUUCCCUUGCAAUGCUUUAUUACCUGGCCGGGGAUUUAUCAAAGGCACGGGAAAUGGGGGCAAAAGCCUUGGACCUGGUGAAGCAACUGCCCCAGCAAGAGCCUCUGGAGGCCAUCGAUCAUUUGUUAAAGGUGAUCGACUCCAAGCCUUUCUAUGGGAAAUGA